AUGAAGGACCUAGGGCUUGUGAAUGGGAAGUACUCUAAGCACAGCAUCCCUGCCGAGCCAGAGACACCACAGCGGGAUACAAUUCCUGCCAGGCCGGGCACCCCUUCCGUCAGCGAAAUUUUCCAAGAACCACUCCGCCCCUCCCCACUACCCACCUCCAAGGCACUGCCGGGAGUGAUGCUGAGCGGCCGCCUGCAGCUGCCUUACGCAGCGCCGUACGUACCCCCACCCAGCCUGCCGCCCCCGGAAUACGCCCACCUGGCCGCCUCCGGGGCGUGGCAGCCAGGGCGCAGGCGCGCGCUGCUCGUUGCCGCCAACUACAGCCGCUCCGCCGACGGAAGCGCCCGCCUGCGCGGCUGCAUCAACGACGUGCACUGCCUCAAGCACCUACUCACCUCCAAGUUUGGCUUCCAGGACAACAACAUCGUGCUGCUGCAUGACGAGCAGCCACAUGGGGACUACUGGCCCACAAAGGACAACAUUCUAGCCGCGGUGCGCUGGCUGCUGGAGGAUUGCCAGCCGCUGGACUCGCUGGUGUUUGCCUUCUCCGGUCACGGCUCCCUGGACACCCUGUGCGAUGAGCACGGCCGCGAUGGCAUCCUGCCCUCUGACUUCCUGGAGGCGGGCCCGAUAUACGAGGAUGAGCUGUACGAGGGCCUGGUGGCGCGGCUGGUGAAGGGCAGCCGGCUGCACUGCUUUGUGGACACCUGCAGGGGCAUCUUCGCACUGGGCCUGCCCUCCUGCGAGGAUGAGCGGGGGCUGGACAGCGGCUUUGGCGCAAGCCUGAGGCCCCAGCCGGACGGCGAGGUUGUGAUGCUGAGCAGCACGCUGUCCGAGGAUGAGGACCUGGACAUGGACUCAACCGACUACAGCCACUAUGCCUCCACAGGCGCGGUGACAUUUUCACUGAUCCAGGCGGUUGAGCAGGGGCAGGCAGCCACCUACAAUGUCCUGCUGCGGGCCAUGCGCUACUCCCUCAAAAACGGGCCCCAGCAUUUCCCCAAGGUCCCGGAGCUCAGCGCCUCACAGGACUUUGACCUGAACCGCCCGUUUUUGCUUUGA
Molecule: messenger RNA, 1062 nt
Organism: Coccomyxa subellipsoidea C-169
Lineage: Eukaryota; Viridiplantae; Chlorophyta; Trebouxiophyceae; Coccomyxaceae
Exons: 7
Coding region: 1-1062 (353 amino acids)
Biological process (GO): proteolysis
Molecular function (GO): cysteine-type endopeptidase activity
Source: RefSeq, a predicted model, not a curated record